AAGCGGCGCGGCGCCACGCCACAGAGACGCGCACGCACGGAGCACUAGCAGAAGUGGCAGAGAGGAAGAGUAACCUAGCUUGUUGAUUCCGCCGCCAUGGAGAAGGCGCUCGUGGAGCGGCUGGAGGCGGCGGUGGCGCGCCUCGAGGCCGCCGUGGCCUCCGGGGCCUCGCUGUCGGCGGCGCCGCGGGACCUCGGGGACGGGCUGGACGCGGCGGCGGCGGCGUCGGAUCCGGCGAUCGUGGCCUACGACGAGUUCGUCGCCGGGGCCGUCGGCCGCCUCACCGCCGCGGCCGAGAAGAUCGGAGGGAAGGUGCUCGACGCCACCAAGGUCCUCGCCGAGGCCUUCGCCGUCUCCAAGGACCGCCUCGUCCAGGCCAAGCAGCUCCAGAAACCUGCAUCAAUGGCUGAUGCACAAGACUUCUUUAAGCCGCUGAAUGAUGUUAUUGCGAAAGCAAUUGCGAUGACUGAAGGAAGGAGGCCUGACUAUUUCAACCAUAUCAAGAGUGUUGCCGACAGUCUCACUGCUUUGGCGUGGGUUGGCUUCCUAGGAAAGGAUUGUGGCAUGAGUUUCCCUACAGCACAUGUUGAAGAAAGUUGGCAGAUGGCUGAGUUCUACAAUAACAAGGUUCUUGUGGAGUACAGGAACAAAGAUGCUGACCAUGUUGAGUGGGCUAAAGCUUUGAAGGAGCUAUACAUGCCUGGUUUACGGGAUUUUGUUAAGAAACAUUACCCUCUUGGUCCUUCCUGGGGUCCAGUUGGAGGUGCACCUGUAUCCCAACCAAAGGCUACUGCUCCAGCUCCUAAAGCACCAGGGGCUAAGGCUCCCCCUCCACCUGCUCUACCUUCGGCACCCCUUUUUACCACAGAGAAAUCUCCUAAAUCUGCACAGCCUAAAGAAGGAAUGUCAGCUGUCUUUCAGGAGAUUAGUUCAGGCAAAGCUGUGACCACAGGAUUGCGAAAGGUUACUGAUGACAUGAAGACUAAAAACCGGUCUGAUAGAAGUGGUGUUGUUAGCAGCAGCACUGCUGCUCCGGCUGCUGCUCCUGAGAAGACCUCUCGUGCAGGGUCUUUCUCCUUCAAGUCUGGGCCUCCAAAAUUGGAGCUUCAGAUGGGGCGCAAAUGGGUGGUCGAAAAUCAAGUUGGUAAAAAGAACCUUGCAAUCGAUGAUUGUGAUGCUAGACAAUCUGUAUAUGUGUAUGGAUGCAAGGAUUCUGUCCUUCAAGUAAAUGGUAAAGUGAACAAUAUCACUGUUGACAAAUGCACCAAAGUUGGAAUCGUUUUCAAGCAUGUUGUAGCAGCUUUUGAAGUUGUCAAUUGCAAUGGUGUUGAGGUGCAAUGCCAGGGUACAGCACCAACAAUAUCAAUCGACAACACAUCUGGAUGUCAAUUGUACUUAAGCAAUGAUUCACUUGGAGCCUCCAUCACUUCAGCUAAAUCUAGUGAAAUCAAUGUGAUGGUUCCAAGUGGUGCUACUGAUGGUGAUUGGGUGGAACAUGCUUUGCCCCAACAGUACAUCCACAGCUUCAAAGACGGGCAAUUCAUCACCUCACCGGUGUCUCAUUCCGGAGCAUAGCUACAAUCAUACCGGCCUUUCUGGGUUUGUCUGUGCAUUGGUUGUGUGUUGAGAGUUGUAACAGUAUUUGAUGUUUGUUGGAGAUGCUGUUUGGAGUGUUGGAUGGUGCCUACGAUUGCUGUUUCUUCUGCCCUACUCACUGUGUUGGUUGGUGUAUUUGCAUGCCAACAAACUACUGUUGUAUGUUUGAGCUGAUUGAUGAUCAUUCUUUCUGCAUGACUGUCA
Molecule: messenger RNA, 1800 nt
Organism: Oryza sativa Japonica Group (Japanese rice)
Lineage: Eukaryota; Viridiplantae; Streptophyta; Magnoliopsida; Poales; Poaceae
Product: cyclase-associated protein 1
Biological process (GO): cytoskeleton organization; actin filament organization
Cellular component (GO): cytoplasm
Molecular function (GO): actin binding; adenylate cyclase binding
Source: RefSeq, a predicted model, not a curated record